Messenger RNA from Penicillium vulpinum, 1548 nucleotides. RefSeq names its product cytochrome P450. The record is from RefSeq and is a predicted model, not a curated record. NCBI's taxonomy places the organism in Eukaryota, Fungi, Ascomycota, Eurotiomycetes, Eurotiales, Aspergillaceae. The transcript has 4 exons. Gene Ontology annotation, molecular function: heme binding; oxidoreductase activity, acting on paired donors, with incorporation or reduction of molecular oxygen; iron ion binding. The coding region runs from base 1 to 1548 and encodes 515 amino acids.
AUGUUUGGUUACUCGAAUAGAGACGCUGCCUCUAUGCUUGGCUACGCCUUUCUGGUAGCUCUACUGACCUGGUAUUUAAUAACAUAUCUCCUCUCCCCGCUACGCCGUUUUCCUGGUCCCUUUCUCGCAGGCUGGACGAACCUAUGGCGCCUGUCCCACGUUCGCCAGGGAAAGUACCACAAGGUCAUCCAUGAGCUGCACAAAAACUACGGUCCAGUGGUGCGCAUUGGUCCCAACGUGCUCGACCUAGAUAUCCCCGAGUUGAUCAAGACAAUUUACAGUAUCAAAUCGGAUUAUUUGAAAACCGAAUUUUAUCAUGGUAGUAGCGCUAAAAACGACGGCAAAAUCAUCUACAAUCUCUUCAGCGAGUGCAAUCCUAAGGUGCAUGCACAGCAAAAGCGGCCCAUCUCGAAACAUUAUUCUCUGGCCGGAGUACUUCCACUGGAGCCUCAUAUCGAUGAUACGAUUUCUUACUUGUGUCGACGCCUGGAGGAGGAAUUCAUCAACGGAUCCAACUCAACUAAAACAUGUGACCUAGGUGAAUGGAUUUCUUAUUAUACCUGGGACGUGGUUGGCAAUGUCACUUUCAGCCAGCCCAUUGGAUAUCUGAAAAAAGGUUGUGAUUUUGAUAAGACCCUGCAUAUCGCGAAUGUCGCCAUGGGCUACUUUUCCCUAGUGGGACAAAUACCAAUUCUGGAUCACUUGUUGGACAAAAACCCCGUGUACCGAAUCGGCCCGCCGUCUUUCGGGGCUGUAACCAAUAUAUCAAUCCAGCAUCUCAUGGAUCGACUUCAGAAUAAAGACACCGACUACCAUGACCCCAGCAAACCUGACUACCUAGACAAAUUCAUCGAGGCUAAGGAGAAAUUCCCAGACCUGGUGGAUGACAUGCAAAUCAUCUCGUAUCUAAUGAUCAACAUGAUUGCAGGAGCCGACACAGCAGGCGUGACUAUUAACGCGGCAUUGUACUUCUCCUUGAAACAUCCUCAGGUCUGGGAGCGACUAAGAACAGAGAUUUCCGCCUAUGACCAUACCUCUGAAAGCACGGUGAUAUCCUACACAUCCGCCAGGCAUUUCCCAUACCUAGAUGCCGUGGUACGUGAAGCAAUGAGAUGCCAUCCCGCUGUCGCCAUGCUCCUAGAGCGAUACGUACCAGAGGGCGGACUUACCCUUCCCGAUGGAAGCCUCGUUCCUGCAGGGUCCAUAGUUGGCAUUAACCCCUACAUUGUGGGGCGCAAUACGUCUGUCUGGGGCGAAGAUGCUGAAGAGUUCCGUCCCGAGAGAUGGCUCCGCGAUGAGACGCGGGAGACCGAAGAUGCGUUCCAGGAACGUUUGGUAUCAAUGAACAAGGCUGACCUCAGCUUUGGCGGUGGAAGUCGUAGUUGUAUCGGGAAGCAUCUUGGUCUGGUGGAAGUGUAUAAGGUAAUUGCAACGCUUGUGUCACGCUACGAUAUCAAGCUGGCUCUUCCGGAGAAGGACUGGAUGACGCAUAAUAGCUUUUUUGUGCGGCAGACUGGCAUCGAGGUGAAGCUUACUCGCCGGAUUUGA